GGCGAUUGGCUGCGGCGCGCCCUUAAAGAGCUGUGCGGGGCGGGGCGCGGGGGGGCAGUGCGGGACGUGGCGGCGGAGCGCGGGGCGGGAGGGAGCGGCGCCAUGACCCGCGGGAACCAGCGCGAACUGGCACGGCAGAAGAACCUGAAGAAGCAGAGCGACUCGGGCAAGGGCAAGCGGCGGGACGACGGGCUCUCGGCCGCCGCCCGCAAGCAGAGGGACUCGGAGAUCAUGCAGCAGAAGCAGAAGAAGGCCGACGAGAAGAAGGAGGGCGCCAAGUAGCCCGGGGCUGGGCCGGGCCUCUGAAGCCCCGGGGCCGGGCCGCCCGCCGGCAGGAUGCCCAGCGCAGCCCCGGGGCCGGGCCGCCCCGCCGGGGGCCCCGGCAGCAGCGCCCUGCGCCCGCCCCGGGCCCCUCUCCUAUUAAAGUAGCUUGUGGAGCCCUGCA
This is a messenger RNA of Cygnus atratus (black swan), 445 nucleotides long. RefSeq names its product small EDRK-rich factor 2 (gene SERF2). The transcript is spliced from 3 exons. The record is from RefSeq and is a predicted model, not a curated record. Bases 103 to 282 code for a protein of 59 amino acids. NCBI's taxonomy places the organism in Eukaryota, Metazoa, Chordata, Aves, Anseriformes, Anatidae.